This is a messenger RNA of Eruca vesicaria subsp. sativa (arugula), 589 nucleotides long. The record is from the annotation of a GenBank genome assembly. NCBI's taxonomy places the organism in Eukaryota, Viridiplantae, Streptophyta, Magnoliopsida, Brassicales, Brassicaceae.
CUUUGAACGAAGAAAGAGAAAAGGGAAAAAUGGACGCGACCAUGAUGGCUGGACUGGAUGGUCUUGCUGAGGAAGACAAAGCGAAAUGGCCUCCAUGAUCAACCAGCUUCGCUACGUGAUAGCUUGUGGAUGUACAAUUCGCUGGUGGAGAGGUGUUUCGUGGACUGUGUGGAUACAUUUAUGCGCAAAACUCUGCAGAAACAAGAGGAGACUUAUGUUAUGCGGUGUGUUUAUAAGUUCCGCAAGCAUACGAUGAUGCGUGUUGGUAUGCGGUUUGCUGAGCUCAAUCAGAACGCACCUACUCAAGACUGAAAAAGCCUACUUGCGUUAGUUUGGUUUUUAGUCCGGUUUAUGAGUUCAACCAGAAUAACCGGUUUUGUUUGUGGUUGAGACAACUCUGACACUCUUCUUUGAAAUUGAUACUCGUAUAUUUUGAAAUUAUUUAGUCGUCAUUCGUUAAAGAGUACACAAAUGAUUUUGUAUUUCUGAUGGGGUCUAACAAUAAUAAUCUCAUGUGUAUACGUCUGCUUUUUUUAUCAAAUCAAUGUAAUGACAUGCAUUACUAUAUAGAACAAAGAUAACAUUAGAG